GUCGUCCGCGCUGGCUUGUACGUCUUUUGCGCUCUAGCUAGUCCUCUUUGCAAAUUGAGUAUAGAUUUUGGGGCUCAGUUCUGUGUUGAGUUGGGCUAGACGAGUUCAUUGACGUUGUUACGUUUAAUUUGUAGUUCCCCUUAUUUGGCAACUAUUUUUCUAGCCCGGAAACUAGGCUAACAAGCUUGCCUAGAAACACAAGAUCCCUUUACUCCCUUAGCAACAAGGUAUCCCUGCGAACUUUCAGUUUAAUCGUAUGUUGUCUAAUUUAACAAUAUAAAAUACGUCAACGAGUUCACAAUCAAAAUUCUAAGACGGAAGUUCCAGCAAUGCUUGCUGUUGAACUUGAACGUCUGCAUGCCGAGACAGCGAGGCGGGGGAGCGAGUCCCAGCACGAACAAGAACAUGCGCGUCUCUGGGGAGCAACCCGUCAAGAAACGAAAGCAACACUGCACUUUCUGCAAAAACCAUGGCAUCAUUAGUAGGAAGAAUGGGCACGUAUGCAAGCACAAGGACUGUGAGUGCCUCCUCUGCCAGCUCACGACGAAGGCGCAGGUGGCGAUGCGUCACCAACAGGCGUUGUGGCGUCACCAGGGGCGUGAGAUGGCCAAGAAUAAAAACUUUCCUCAGCAUGGGCUCACCAACAGACAGUUGUGCGAUAAAUGCCGCAACCACGGGGAGUUCUUCAAGAAGCGUGGCCACAAAAGCGACUGCAAGUUCGAGAAGUGCGAUUGUCCACUCUGUCAAUUGACAGACAAGCGUCGGCUUGUCAUGAAGCAUCAGCAGCGAGUGCGACGGGCGAAUGUGACGGCCAAGGUGAUCUCAAGUGACGACGAAGACAGUAACAGUGAGAGCCACGAAGGAGCUCAACAGAACGAUGGUGCUGAGGCCUUAGAAGGGUACGAUGAGGGAAGCAGUGAAGAAGCUAUUGCUGGGGCUGUAAAAGCGGUCACGCUAGCAAUUGAAGCUUUACCCAAACAUUUUGGACCGUUUUCUCCCUCAGGCGUCGUUUCACGCACAAAUAAAAGCUCUGCAGUCAAUCGGGCCUGUCUCAAGCAUAGAAUCUUGAAAACAGAGUUUACUCUCCCAAGAAAAGUCAACCAAAGCGAAACAUUACAGCCGCCCGUCACGACAAAAUGUAACGUUCAACAAUACCUCGAGCUCGGCCCUAAUUCUUGGCUAAAACCUGACAACAGGAUGUCUCCACCUGACAGCAGGACCUCUCCACGUGACAGCAGGAUGUCUCCACCUGACAGCAGGACCUCUCCACCUGACAGCAGGAUGUCUCCACCUGACAGCAGGACCUCUCCACCUGACAGCAGGAUGUCUCCACCUGCUUCGGUCGCUUCUUAUUCCAUCGCCAAGUAUUCCCCUCAAACCCCCAAGUAUUCCCCUCAAACGCCCAAGUAUUCCCCUCAAACGCCCAAAUAUUCUCCUCAAACGCCCAAGUAUUCCCCUCAAAUGCCCAAGUAUUCCCCUCAAACGCCCAUGCCUAGCCAGUCAACACCUCCCCUCUUCGAGGCAACCGCACCCAUCAAACAGGAGAUCAAAGACGAAGAUGGCUGGCCAAAUGCACCCGUCACAGAGCCAAGCCUCAUCCACUCUCAUUUCCCGACUGCACUGCCGCCUCAUACAGGAGCCCCAAUGUUGCUUCCUCCUUCACACUCGACGUACCUGAACCGCAUGCCACCAUUUUACCCGUUGGUGUCACAAGCAGACGAAGCCUGUGCCACGCCACAGAUGUUCUCGCCUCCUCGAGGUAAUAUGCCUCCGAUGUUCAGCAGUGCGCGCUCGUUCUUGUUUAAAAAGUCGCCGCAAUCGGACUACAGUUCCAUGUCGAAAGCAUUCGACUCGUGCAAAAAUCGCAGCAUUAGGGACAUGCGUGAGGGCUGCCACAACUAUGAGAACGACAGUGGCGUCGUUGAUCGUGAUGAGUUCAUGUACGAGAAACUGUUUUCUCGCGGAGUAAUCGGCCACCCCCGAGAACGUAUAACUGUGCGAGACAGCAUAUCUGUAACUCAGACUGCUCCUUCCAACGCUCUUGAAGGGCUUGAUUACUUCGCCAAAAUGCAGCUCCAAAGGCAAUUUCCUGAACAUUUUGCAAGGAUUGCAGAACAAACUUAUCCUGCUCACCCGCCAGCAAGACAUCAUCCUCCUUUGUCUGCUCCUCUGGUUGGUUCUCAGCCUGGCAUGGAUGCGGCGCUGCACAAUCCCAUCCAGCCUUGCCCUGUGCGACUGUUGCCACCGGAGCUGAGGUGGCCACUGGACUUCUUGCGUUACCCGAAUCCCAUAUCAUUGAUGUAUCAAGACCCGCUCCUGUCAUAUAAUCCGAUGUUCUUUCCUCGCUCCAACCGGAAUUCACCCUAGCGGCUUAUUCGAAUAAUCUGUCCACAAGGAAUGAAAUAAUUUGCUGCAUGACAUCACGCUUUUUUAAUCCCCCUUGGUUCAGAAUUAUCAGCAUAUUUCUUCAACUUUCAAUUCUCUUAGGCUGCUGCAUGGAUUUUAUGCUGCUGUGAAGGUACUUAUUUGAGAGCGUUGCACUUCAAACGUGCAACGCUCGACGAUCGUUUAGGUGUGUUUAUGUUUAAUUCUUUGUCCCGUCUGGAAAGUUUUCCCCGCUAAGAAACAGUUGCUGUAAAAGAAAUAAUUGCUAGGAAGUAAUUACUGUAAAGUUUUAUUACAUUGGUUUCAUGAGCCAAUGAAAAAUCUGCUGCGCAUCCUGCAUAUUCCAUUUCUGUGACGUGACAGCCAUGGAUGCUUUUUUGGUUUUUGCCUCGAGUUUCUAUUUAUUUCAGUCAUUGCUUUAAAUGUGCU
This is a messenger RNA of Hyalella azteca, 2814 nucleotides long. RefSeq names its product doublesex- and mab-3-related transcription factor A2. The record is from RefSeq and is a predicted model, not a curated record. The coding region runs from base 358 to 2367 and encodes 669 amino acids. The transcript has 6 exons. Gene Ontology annotation, biological process: sex differentiation; regulation of transcription by RNA polymerase II. Gene Ontology annotation, molecular function: RNA polymerase II cis-regulatory region sequence-specific DNA binding; DNA-binding transcription factor activity, RNA polymerase II-specific. Gene Ontology annotation, cellular component: nucleus. Lineage: Eukaryota; Metazoa; Arthropoda; Malacostraca; Amphipoda; Hyalellidae.